Messenger RNA from Myripristis murdjan (pinecone soldierfish), 2007 nucleotides. RefSeq names its product zinc finger, CCCH-type with G patch domain (gene zgpat). Gene Ontology annotation, molecular function: RNA polymerase II cis-regulatory region sequence-specific DNA binding; DNA-binding transcription repressor activity, RNA polymerase II-specific; metal ion binding. The record is from RefSeq and is a predicted model, not a curated record. Lineage: Eukaryota; Metazoa; Chordata; Actinopteri; Holocentriformes; Holocentridae. The coding region runs from base 1 to 1602 and encodes 533 amino acids. Gene Ontology annotation, cellular component: nucleus. Gene Ontology annotation, biological process: negative regulation of transcription by RNA polymerase II. The transcript has 6 exons.
AUGGAUGAAGAAACCCUUGAGGCAGCCAUCGCCACCUAUGGUGCCCAGCUGCAGCAGGUGGAGAUGGCCCUGUCGGCGGGCCUGGACCCCUCUCAGCAGUCAGACCUGCUCAAGCUGCAGGAGGACCUUCGUCAGCUCAUAGAGCUCACAGAGGCCAGCCUGGUGUCCGUCAGAAAGAGCCAGCUUUUAGCCAGCCUCGAGGAGAGCAACGGACAUCAGGCAGACCCCUCGGAGGCAGCCACUGACUCAGGCACUGCAAACGGCAGAUUGGACAGUGAAUUCAGUGCCUUUUACAGCGAGCUGGCAGAGUGUUCAGGCAGUAGUACUGACACUAGAAAGAGGGGGAGGGAGAGGGAAACCAGGGUGGAGGAUGAUGAUGAUGACGAUGAUGGUGACGAGGAGGACGAAGAGGAACAAGAAGAUGCGCUCAGUGGUACCAAAGUAAGAGCACCCUACAGGACGGCAUGGGGGACACUGGAGUAUCACAAUGCCAUGGUGGUGGGGGCAGAGCCGCCGGACGGAGAGGAGGCACAGGUGAGGGUGCUGUACGUCUACCCCACCCAGAAGUCGUUGAAGCCCUGUCCGUUCUAUCUGGAGGACAAAUGUCGCUUCCAGGACAGUUGCAGGUUCUCCCACGGUCACGUGGUUUACGUGUCAGAGCUCAGAGAAUUCCUGGAACCGGACCUCAGUAAUCUCCAAGAGGGCUCGUCCUGCCUGGCCCGGCACGAGGACGGGAUCUGGUACCCGGCCAAAAUUACAGAAAUUGACAACGGUUUCUAUACUGUGAAGUUUGACUCGCUGCUGCUGAAAGACGCCCUGGUAGAGGCCGAUGGCGUCAUCCCCCCGCUGAGAGAAGACGACGCGCUGUCCUCUGACUCUGAUCAGGAUGACGCACAAGACGGGGACACAGCUUAUGCCAGAGUUUUUGACACGGCUGCUGCAGAAUCCAUGGCACAGACAAACACCUCUAAUUUUGGCGGCUGGGAGGCACAUACCAGAGGCAUCGGCUCCAAACUUAUGCUCAAAAUGGGCUAUGAAUAUGGGAAAGGUUUGGGAAAGCUGCAGGAGGGCCGCGUGGAGCCCGUGAUGGCAGUGAUCCUACCCAAAGGUAAGUCUCUGGACCAGUGCGCCGAGUUCACUCAGAAACGGACCCAGAGCAAGGCCGCCAAGGACGGCACCCAGACAGGCCACAAAAAGAGGAGCAGAAAGCCUCGAGUCGGGCCCACCGGGGGGCGCCAUAACGUCUUUGACUUUCUCAACCGAAAGCUGGGAGACAGCAGGACUGAUCCUCUGGAGGGGGGUGCUGCCGUGCCUUCAGCAGCAGCCGGGGUGGACGCUUACAGGGGGGGCAAAAGCAUCAAGAGGAGUUUGAACGUGAAGCUCUUCCAGGCUGCUGAACGGGUGGCUCAGACAGAGAGGGAGAUCCAAAGACUGACUGAGUCACUGGCCAGACAAGGAGGCAGGGAUGCAGCCCUGGUGAAGCAGCUGGAAGAGAGGCUGUCAGCGGCCCGUAGGCUGCUGGCCCAGCAGAAAGCCCAGGAACUGUCCAUCCAGAGAGAGCACAAGAAGGCUGACACACACAAGAAAAUGACUGAGUUUUAACCUCAGCUCUCAAAGACUUCGGGGAUUAUGGAAAACACUGAAAAAGAACUCUUGUCCCUUGCCUAUUGUUGGUCAUUUGCUGCACCAUUUUAUUUUUUAAAUAUUUUUUUUAUUAUUAAUCUUGACUGGCAACAUCCAUUUGUAUUUUAGCAUGUAUGAGUUUCAUCCAGUUUCACUGAAGCAGCCUUUAAUAUUAUGGUUUCAAGUUCUAAGGUUCACACCAAUGUAAACCUAUUCUAUAGUUUGAGUUUAUUUUCAGGGUUUUCAUGCUGUCAUUGAAAUUUUCCUUUGCAAUUAUACACCAUGAACAAUUAAAGUCCAGUGUGAAGUAAUGUUUUACCACCUCCACUGAAUUUCAGAUUUCUUUUAGAGGCAGCUGUAAUGCUUAGUAAACCCUGGCUUGGA